GGUAAAAUGCAGCUUUACAACUAUUGAAGCAAAAAUACAAAAAGCUGUAGGGAUUAUUCACUAAGGUCGACCCCUUGCAAAACAAUGACUUUGGGUUGCUGGAGCAGAGAAAGCUCUGCUUUUAGAGCUAUCCGGUUAUUCCCUAUUCAGUCCAAAGCUCGCCAGCGAUCCUGCCGUAUCGCUACUGACACCGCGCCGAGCAAUCCCGAAAGGAGACGUGUUUUUCGGGUUACGGGAUAGUCCCUGAUUUAUUAUUGUGGAGAAUCUUUUUCCCUUAAUAUAAAUUUGCAGCGUACGUUUAUGUUUUGUUUGAACGCUCGGGAGAAUUAAUUUCUUGUUUUCCACAAGUGAGAAUGGAAAUUUUUUGUUUUGUUUUAUAGAACUUUUAGUGACGCUCCUGGAUUCCGACAACAGCUAGAUUUUUAUUUUAAGACUGUAUAGCAGCCGCUUUUUUGAACGAAAUAAUAAGAUCCAGAAUGCAAGCAUGUAAAGUAUAAGCUGAGUUCAGGAUGUGUCGGAUUAACAAUUUUAUCCCGAUUCUGACAUUGUUAAUGCACAUUUCCUCAAACGAGGCAGGACGACGAACAUGUGGAGGCACUUAUACAGCAGCACGAGGCAUCCUUGCUACUCCCAACUUUCCAGGACCAUUUGACGUUCCAAUACGAUGCCAAUGGGUAAUCGAUUCUAGCAGUGCUGCUUACGGUUCCGGAAAUACUUCGAUCAUCGUUUACUUUACUCAGCUAUUUACUUUCGAAGGUCUAACAUUCACUGAAUAUCAGCUAUACGGAAACGAUUACAAGAUCAACCCGAAAUUAAUCCACAAAGUAAAUGAGACUAACGUGUUCCGUAUCCGAUGGGUGCAGAGCUAUCAGAGCUACUUGGUAAUAGAAUUAAAAAUGCAAUCGUCUGAGUCAGCACAUAUUCGCGUCCUGGAUAAAUUCCUGGAUACGUAUGGAUUCAACAUCACCUAUGAAAUUACCACUGGCGGCGUUCGGAGCCCGUCCUGCACCAUGAUGGAUUGCGGAUUUACCGGAAUUUGCUUCGAUCAUUACACAAAAUUUAGUUGCAAGUGUUUCGAUGGCUAUUCUGGUCCCAGCUGCUCCGAAGGACCGAAAUCGUUUUGUUACACUAAUGGAACUCCUACAUGCAAAAAUGGCGGAACGUGUUUGCACGUCGGAGUAGCGGCCGUUAAGUGUCACUGCUCCAAACUUUUUACGGGAAAUACCUGCGAGACCCUCUUGGAACCAGCAAGUGCGAAAGGACUCACCGACUGCUCGAAUUGCCCUGCAAACUGUACAUACGACGAUGGAUUGGAUUUAGCAUGUAACUGUUUCAAUGGAAAAGUUUAUGCGCCAAAUCAACUAGGCGUGCUUGCAACAUUGCACCUUGGCAAUCUACCGCCCUUAGCACCGAACGUCUUGAAAAAUUACCUUAAAUUACAGCUUUUGAAGAAUCUUCGAACGAAUCUAUCGAAAAUUGAGGACUUGACUAUUGUUAAUCUGAUCCAUUACAUGUCGGGUGCUGACGUAACCUUUCAAGUGGUCGGCUCCAAAAAGGAGGAAAAAAAGGUGAAAAAUGUCCUAAACAAGUGGGUCGAUCGUGGUUUCGUUGGAAAUAUUACGGUGGCCGAAAACGAUAAUUCGAUUAAAACGCCACUAGCAAUCCAGAGUGUGGAUAUAAAUCAGCCUGGGGUGAUCAGGGAGAACGACGAAUUCAUUCUAAGUUGUGUUGCCCGAGGUUCGCCUUCAAUGACCUUUCGAUGGUUCAAAGACGGAACAUUCGUGAAUCUGACCUUUACUCGCCACAAAUGGAUAAAACUGAUAAAAGACCCGCACGUGACUGACCAAUAUACCGCCCUGUUGGCUGUCGGAACGGCUCGAAAAUACGACGAAGGAAAAUUUACAUGUCAAGUGGAGGAUUUUAAUAUUCAACAAUGCAAGUCGAAAUUUGUGAAAGUCAAGAGGCCUCCUCUUGUGAAGAUUGAGCCAAUGAGUUUAACAGUGCGGAAGGGUCAAAAUUUUACUGUUAAGUGUGUAACCUUAGAAGGAAAUGGGGGCAUCAUUGGAAAGUACACCUACAGCUGGACCAAAAAUAAAGAGCUUCUUCCUGUGAGAACAGACUCUGAAAGAUAUGAAACCCUUUAUCCAGCCGGUACGAUUUUGCAGGUGUUUGGUAUUGAAAAAGACGUACAUUUUUCCUGCCUAGUUCAGGACAGUUUAACUUCAUCGGAACGCAGCAUUCAAGUGCAUUUUCUGGAUAAGCAAGUGCACCCUUGUUCGAAUGAAACUAAAUACGGACUUAUUUGGCCCGAGACUGCGCCGGACACUGAAUAUGUCCAAGAAUGUCCAAAGGAUUAUUCGGGAAUAAUAUCCAGAAAAUGUAUGCUUAGAGAUGGAAAAACUCCGGCUUGGGGUGCUCCAGACUUUUCGCAGUGCACAGGCGAAUUCCUCAGGAAGGUUUAUGAGCAGUUUGAAGUACUAAAGUACGGAUAUGGAUCAGCAAGUAUUGAAAGUUUAUUUUCGGGUUUCCUUCAUUAUACAUCAUCCGUACCAUUACGCCCUGGAGAGGGUACAAGAAUCCUAGUUAUGCUUAACGAGAUAUUGGCUUUUUUGAACCAAACGAAACUCGGAAAGCACACAAUUCAAAACCUGACUCAGACGGCUGUAUCUGUAUUGGAUUCUAUUUCAUCAUCUCCUGAUGCAUUAUUGAGGGCAAAGGAUAUCAACUUGCUACAAACGGUGCUAUUUCACCAACUAGAAAUAUCCGGCUUUUAUUUAGUGGAGCAAGACAGCUCUAAAGCUCUUAACUUGUCCCUCGAUACGCUUGAUAUUACCGUUGUAAGAGAAACCCCGACUUUAACGAUGCUCUAUGUACCGGCGGGCAGUAAAACUUUAAGAUCACAAUCGUGGGUUUCCACAAGACUUACUGCACAACUAAAGUCAAUCUAUUCGGAUUUGUUUGUUGGAAUCGUAUAUCGAAAUUUGUCGUUAUUUUUUCCUCCAAAACUAUUUUUAAGAAAUAGAGACGAAAAUGAAAUUCAAUAUCAGAUAUUCUCGCAAGUAGUCACUUUUGUCCCCAUUUCCUCAAACCUAUCCAAAAACGAGAAUGUUUCCAUAAAAGUAGAUUUCCUGCACAAAUUCAGCACGGACUUUUUCAAUGCUACCAGUAAGGAACGAUGGGAAGUAAGAUGUGGAUAUGCGGAUAUGAGAUCUUUUGCAUACGACUGGGAUAUCUAUACUUGCACUGUAAAAUCCAUUGAUGAACAAAGCUCAACGUGCAUUUGUUCAAAAUUUGGAUCGUAUGUUCUUAUCUUGGUGUUAGCGCAAACUUUUGAAGAAACUCCGUCCAACGUAUCUCAUAAGUACGUACUAAUUUCCAGUUUUUUCUUGGGCAUUAUCUUAACGAUUUCCACUACGAUCUGUUUGGGUAUUUCCUGCUUUUUAACUAAAAACCCAUGUUUAAUAUACCUCAAGCUGCAAUGUACAGUUUCCCUAUUUUUUUGCGAAGUGCUGUUUGCGGUUGCUAUUAUAAUUGAACCCCCACAGGCAAGUUGGAAAUAA
This is a messenger RNA of Dendroctonus ponderosae (mountain pine beetle), 3560 nucleotides long. RefSeq lists its product as uncharacterized. Bases 510 to 3560 code for a protein of 1016 amino acids. NCBI's taxonomy places the organism in Eukaryota, Metazoa, Arthropoda, Insecta, Coleoptera, Curculionidae. The record is from RefSeq and is a predicted model, not a curated record. Gene Ontology annotation, cellular component: membrane. Gene Ontology annotation, molecular function: G protein-coupled receptor activity. The transcript is spliced from 19 exons.